AGAUUGCCGGAAUAUGAGAUUCCCAUAUUCCAUAAUUGAUGUAGUAGUGGAAAUAUGACAGAACUUAAAUCCCAUCUUAAAUGACAGCUUUGUAAUAGUACCCCUUUAAAUAAAAGGGAUUUAACCCAUUCAAAGCGAUGUGAGAGAGGCAUUAAUUUCAUCAUUACUUUGCUUCAACAAUGAAGAAAUCAGGUUAAGAUGUUGGGUUCAUAUAUUUAAUAAGCAGAAUGUUUCGUGUGCCAUAAAGGUAAUUAAAGCUCUUCUUCUUCUUCCUGAAGCACUCUUGAAUUUCUAUCUAUUCAUGUCUUCAGCAUCAUCCAGUAAUAAAGAUAUAUUGAUUGACUUUUUCAUAUUUCAUACUGCAUUAUCUUGCCUGCACUUAAAUAGCAUACUAACCAGUAAGGCAAUAUUUAAUUGUAACUUUGGUAAUUACACCACAAGAUCUAGUUGUACAAAUACCAAAUAUGAAAAGAAACUCAAGAUUAUAUUAUUAAACCUUGCUAAAAUCUACCUAUAAAUAAUGACACAGAAGAUAAAGAUAAAGAGACUGUAAUGAUAAAAUUCCUUUGUGAGUGAUUUUGUUGUCCAAGUCCUAUAAAUACUUGUUCAAGUUCCAAUGAUGCAGCAAAGUCCACCAAUGGAGAAUAUGGUAUUGAAAACUUUACCAGCAGUCUUCAUUUUGUCACUUGUUUACUUUGCAACACUUUCUUCUUCGUAUCCUCUUUCGACAAAUGGCAGAUGGAUUAUUGAUGACCAAACCGGGCAACGUGUGAAGUUAUCAUGUGUCAACUGGGCAUCACAUUUGGAAACCAUGAUGGCCGAGGGCCUUGACAAGCAGCCACUCAGAAAUGUCGUUUCACAGAUUGUUCAAAACAAGUUCAACUGUGUCCGACUUACGUGGCCAACCUUCAUGUUCACUCGUCCAGAUUUUGGUUCACGUGCUGUCACUAACUCUUUUGAUUCUUUGAAUUUGACGGACGCCAAGGCUGGCUUCGCCAAGAACAAUCCUGAUCUCUUGAACAUGAAUGUAAUUCAAGUCUAUGAUGCGGUGGUUGAUGAACUCGGUGCACAAGGCGUCAUGGUUUUGCUUGAUAACCAUGUUAGUCUGCCCAAAUGGUGCUGCAAUAAUGACGAUGGAAAUGGCUUCUUUGGAGACACCUAUUUUAAUCCUGAUGAAUGGAUGUAUGGCUUACUUAUGGUCGCUAUGCAUUUUAGGGAUAAAAAACAGGUGGUGGCUAUCAGCACAAGAAAUGAACCGCAUGGUCCGCGACAAAAUGAAUAUGUUUGGCGGUUAUACAUCAGUAUGGGAGUAACAAUUAUUCACGGGGCAAAUCCGAAUGUUCUUGUGCCAGUUGGAGGACUAAAUUACGCCAGAGAUCUCGGCUUCUUGAAAGAUAGGACUUUGUUUUCGAUCAAUUUAGAUAACAAGUUGGUUUACGAGGCGCAUUGGUAUGCAUGGAGUGAAGGCGGCGCUGAUGCCUGGGAGGCGCAGCCAUUGAAUAGAGUUUGUGCUCAAAGUAGACAAUAUAUGAUGGACCAUUUAGCUUUUCUCACUGAGGGUGACAACCCAGUUCCUCUCUUUCUGGGUGAAUUCGGCAUUAACCAACAGGAUGUAAGUGUCUCUGAACGGCGGUACUUGUCUUGCGUUAUGGCUUUCUUGGCUGAGAGAGACUUUGAUUGGGGGUUGUGGGCUUUCCAUGGAGGCUAUUAUACCAGAGAAGGUCAAAUGGGGAUGGAGGAAACCUAUGGACUGCUUAAUGGCAAUUUUGACCAGCUCAGGAAUCCUACAUUUAUGGAAAACCUGCACUUUCUGCAAGGAAAGAUUCAAGAUCCAUUUUCAAGUCAGUCAAACUCCUAUGUAAUGUUCCAUCCAUUCACUGGCUAUCCUGUUCAUGUAAAUGAAAAAUCUGAGUUCUAUGUUAGCAGUAAUAUCAACCUCUGGAGCAGAUGGGGUCAUGAUGGCAAUGGAACUCCACUCAGGCUGCUGGGCACUGCUCUGUGCCUCACAGUUGUGGGUGAUGGACUUGAACUGGUUCUCUCAACUGACUGCUCCUCCCAACAGACUCUAUGGUCAGAAGUUUCACAAUCCAGCCUUCAAUUAGCAGCUAAAGAUGUAAAUGGUAACUUGUUAUGCUUGGACAAGUCUCCUGAUUCUUCUCAUAUUAUUGCUACAAAGUGUAUUUGUAUAGAAGAUGAUUCUAGCUGCCUGGAUGAUCCACAAAGCCAAUGGUUUAAGCUUAUUAGGACAAGUAAUUAGGAAUUCACAUUUUUCCACUUCUAUAAUAUAAGUUAAACUAUUGAUAUGAUCGUUAUUAAUUAGUGAUAUGAUUUUUUUUUUCUCACUUUAAAUCACAGGCGGCCCCAAGAAAUGUUUGUAUUUGUAGAAUUUCUACAGUGAUAUAUUCAAUUCAUGUAAUCACUUAUUUGCCCUUCUUA
Molecule: messenger RNA, 2436 nt
Organism: Mangifera indica (mango)
Lineage: Eukaryota; Viridiplantae; Streptophyta; Magnoliopsida; Sapindales; Anacardiaceae
Product: glycosyl hydrolase 5 family protein-like
Exons: 3
Coding region: 617-2257 (546 amino acids)
Molecular function (GO): hydrolase activity, hydrolyzing O-glycosyl compounds
Source: RefSeq, a predicted model, not a curated record